Trichomonas vaginalis G3 is the source of this 414-nucleotide messenger RNA. RefSeq lists its product as uncharacterized. The coding region runs from base 1 to 414 and encodes 137 amino acids. The transcript has a single exon. Lineage: Eukaryota; Parabasalia; Trichomonadida; Trichomonadidae. The record is from RefSeq and is a predicted model, not a curated record.
AUGGCUCAUGUAGCUCUAGAUGGUAAAUUGGCUUGUCAAAUCCUUCUGGCAUUCCGAGUCCUUCCUUCUGGCAUUCCGAGUCCUUCCUUCCAACUGGAAAAAAAUUUCCCGACAACUGGAAAAAAAUUUCCUUCCGACAGGCAAAAUUUUUUCUGUUGUCCGUCCGUAAACCAUUCAAAUUUUCGAAAAUUGAGAACUUUUUGGUCGAACUUCAGAAAAAGUUUUUCCUUCCGACAGGAAAAGUUUUUCCUUCUGGCAGGAAAAGUUCUUCCUUCCGACAUUCCGAGUCCUUCCUUCCGACAGAAAAAGUUCUUCCAUCCGACAGGACACAAACGAAUGUCCGACGUACCACCAACCGAGUCCAUUCCAAAGCCAGAAGAACCGACAGCCCCAGCACCACAACAGACUUACUAA